AAAAAGUACAACGCGCAUGGGAUCGCCGGUGCAGCCGACGGAAGUGCCCACCGCCGCUGCACCGAGUCGCACAGGGGCUGUAGGCGCCGUUAUCUGGCUCUUGUUUGGCGCAAGUGGCAGCCUCUACUACGUCGCCUUGUUGCAGCCGACGCUGGCCAACGAUUUGUGGUGGUCACACUUCAACGCGUCGGGCUACCAAACGCUGCUUGUCGACGUGGUCAACCAGCUGCUUUUGUCGCCACACCUCGGGCGCGUGCAGUUGGCCGCCGCAUCGAUCCUCGAGACGCGCUACGAUCGCCGAAUUGCGACACCGGUCUCGCACCCUACGUACACAAUGGCGCUCGUGACGACGCGCCUCGACGCGAUCGAGUAUGGUAUCUUGCAGCUGCGCAACACUUCGUGGUGGACGCUCGCGUGGCUGCCGACCCAAUACUGCUACGUCGACUUUGAGAGGCGGUGGGCCAUGGCCCACACGGCGCGCCGCCAAAUGCGCUGCGAUACACAGUUUGCAAGCAAUGGGGCCGUGUACCUUGAAGCGGUCUUGCGCAAUACGAAUGCAGUCGCGUUCACCGCGUUUUACGCCGGUAAAUUCGAUGUCGGCAUCACAGAGUACCUCGCCACGUCCGAGGCGGGCGCGUCGUGGAUCGCGACAACGACAACGACAAGUGCAUCCAGUCAAGCGCCGCUCGCCACGGAAGCGAGCUACUGGCGCUCCCAUAAUCUCACGUCGUUCGCCUUGCAGUGGCAGAAUUUUGUGCUCCCGGGUAUUGACGAGACCAUGACGCUAACCACCGCGCUCGGCCUCGACCAUGUCAUUGCGCUCAAAGCCUACGCGCGCCGCGACGGGCCGUGGAGUAGCGCGAUCUACAAUGGCUUCUUCGUCACCGACCUCGGGUGGGGCGCGGCGGCGUGCAACCGCAGCUUGAUCCGAAGGUCGCCCACCUUUUUUCUAACUGCGCCGUGCCCUCGACUGGGGUCCCCACCGUUGGAAGGCAUCGUGGGGGUGCCGAUGGCCAACGGCGAGUUUACCGACCAAGCACAUUUGAUGCGAAACGCGCUUGGACCAUUCCUCUCCGUGGACCUCUACGUUGUCCCUGUACCGCUCGAGCUCCACGCGCUAAGCGAGGCAUUUCGAGUCGCGCUGGUCGCGACGAUUGCGAGUGCAAGUUGGGUCCAUGCGCUGGACCUCAGCGCCGGUUUCUUCCUCGAGGUCGACCUCGCGCCCUUGGCGUGGCGAGCUGCGGAUCGCGUCUACUACGGCGGCAACCCGACGUGUCUUUGGAACAACCCAAAGCCGUUUGUGCAACCGCCCUUGACACAUAUGGACGACUGCAGUGUGCAGCGACCUUGGUCCGCGGCGCUGUCGCCCGAGCUCGUGCUCUUUGGACUGAGUGCAAUGGACAAAGUAGACACACGUACCAUCGACGACAUUUGCGCGCACCAGACGGCUCAACCGGUCUGCAUCAGCGUCCUUACGGCGGCGGCACCCCUGGCUAUGCGCUCGAUCGUGCAUGACGCACUGCCAUCGAUCGUGAUGCCGCUCAACGUCUCGGUGUUGCAGCUCGCUUCGGACGCAAGCGCAAGCAACUGGACCCUGUUGCACCAGCGAUUGGCGUCCUGGGAAUUCUUUGGACCGCUUUUGCUCUUGCAGUGGGCCCAAGGCCUCCGAGAGGUCGUCGCCUUUGCCGGCGACAACGGAACUCUGGUGCUUCUCUCGGACAUUCCGUUGCCCAGCGCACUCCAUGCCAACACGUCGGCGUUGAGCGCGGCGAGUCGCGUACUGCUGCUCCUGAUAGUCUACUCGGCGGCGGUGCUUGGCGCCAUCGCGCUUCUUUUGAUUGUCCAUAUUCUCCAUGUUCGAGGGCGAUGCUCAAGCCAAAAUCUUCUCUUCUUUCAUCGCGUGGCGGGCUCCACGUGGCUCGGCCGGCCGCUCAUGUUUCUUCGGGGAUCGGUCGCGCUCGUGCUUCUCGCUACGGCGCCGAUUGGCGUUCAUCGUGACGCCGUGCGCGUCACGACGUCCUUAGUGUUGCCCGCGCGGUCCAUCGUCGACAUUGCGAUCCUCUCGAGCGAGGCCAACUGGGUGGCGUAUGUGUGUUACGAGCUGUUGCUGCCGCUACACGCUCGCCCAUCGCGCGUACCUGCCGUCAUGAGCUCCAUGGUCCUGUGGUGUCUUUGCUUUGGCUGGACACUAGCAUCCCCCGUGGCCGUUGAAGCCACGCUAAUGCGGGAGUGCAGUGCCAUCAACAUGUAUCAGGAGGUGCUUUGUACCAGUGCUACCGUCGUUCUUGGCUCCACACUGCGCGUGCUCGGGCUCUUUGGCGCUCAACUCAUUGGAGUCGUUGCCGCCGUCCUCUGUUCUGGCCGAUGGUCAAUGCCAUCGCUGGCCGCGUACGAGCCGCCGGUCAUGAUCUCGGGGGCGGGACAGGCGUUCUUAGCGCCGGCGCCCCCCGAUGUUGUUGCAGGCGUCCUCUGCGGCCUUGUGCCUCUACGUCGCAACACAGUGUUUGACAUCAAACUCUGGACGAUCUCGUCAGCGUCGUCAGCGUCGUCCACCGACGCGACGGACGACCGACUGCGAUCGCGCGCGCCGUCCGCGACCCUUGUGCCCGUGCAAGCGUCGUCGUGGAAGGUGAACCUGCUGCUCAAGUUGCUCGGCGUCGCCGCCAUUGCGCUCGACCUCUGCGGCAGUGUCUCGUACCUAGCGCUGACAAAAGAGAGCAUGCCCAACGACCUUCUCUGGCCGCGCUUCAACAUCUCGGGCACGCAUGCGUUUCUGGCCCAAUGGUUUGUCGACGAAGGCGCACUCGGCACCUCCGAGCACGCGUUGGACAAUAUUGUCAUCAAUGCGCGUGGCGACUUUUCGACACCGAUCGCUUCGCUUCCAGUGCUUCCGCAAGGCGGCGCGCGGGCGCAAUAUACAACCCUAACCUCGCUCUCGGAUGCCAUUGCGGGCCUCCGACUUGUGGACGGCUGUGAUGGUCCGUACGUCUUUACGCAGUACUGCUACCUCGACUUGGAUCAAAAAUGGGAAAUGGCCAACUCGAUCAAGCGCCAAGAACGAUGCAAGUCGAUGGUCAACAAUGGCGCGGUCUUUCUCGCUUCUCUGCUUCGGAACGUCGAUGUCACAGCGUGCUGGGCCGAGUCGUUUGAGAUUGGGUUUGGCUCCGAGCUACGGCAGUCGUUAGCCGGUCAAGCUCUGUUAGCUUCUUUUACGCCUCCGUACCUCUCGAUCGACGACGAAGUGUCUUAUUGGACGCAAAAAGAUAUCAAGUCGUAUACACUGCAGUGGCAAAACUACAAGUCGAUCGGUCUCGUCAACACGUACAAUAUUGUCAAUGCCUACGGCGCCUCGUAUCCGUUCACGCUGCAGUCGACCGCGGGGUACUACCGCUUGGCGAGCCAGACGUCGUUCCUCAUGUACUGGGGCCUCGCCAACGACCUCGGGUACCUCCUCCCCAAUAUGUCCAUCAUCGGAAGCUACAGUCUCUUGCGGUCGAGCCACCGAUUUGCCUUUCGAAACCACUCGCUUUCAGAUGUGUAUAUGACGACCGGGCUUCUUGACCCGACAAUGCCAGGCAUAGAGCACGCGUUGACAAGCUCGAUUGGUCCGUAUGGGACAGUUGACAUGUACUUCGAGCCGGUGCCGGAGCUCGUCCGGCGUGGGGCCCACGCCGCGUACAAUGUACUGCGCACCUUGCGCGUACUAGCACCCGCUAGCUACGACGACGUCAACAACCCCCCGUACGAGGUGUCGCCAGUCCCACUGGCGUGGCUGGACAUGAAUUUUCGCGCCGUGGGCGGCUCGGUGCUCUGCCCUCCGUCGCUCGGUUAUGCGGCGCCAAUUUCCAUGCAUAUGUACGAGGCCUUUACGUUCGAAGCACCGUGCUCCACACUGUUGGCCUCGACGUCGUUUGCUCCGACGGCGGACCAGCACCUCUUUGCCUACAUGUUUACCGCAAGGACGACGACCAACGAUCUACCGUCGCUCUGUGCUCAAGCAGGAACGCAAGAGUGGUCGUGCAACGCGACUGUGUCCCGCGUAGCAGAGUUUCUCGCGCCUUUUGCGAACCUUGUGGAGAAUCUCACGAGCCUCUACCGCGACGAUAUGGUCACGGCCAUGUCCCGUCUCGGUGUUGAGCUCUUUCAGUUUGGCAAGGCGUCGUACCAAGCCCCAAUCUCGACCUACUAUUUUCCAAUCUUGGACCCGCCGUUCGACUACUUUGGGUGGCUCUGGAUCGACGACUGGGUCCGAGGCCAGCGCGACGUCGUCACGUUUCUCGGGGAUGCCGGGCGUCGCACCAUGAUCGGGGGGCUGCUGCAAGCGUCGUCCCAGCCCGUCGAUCCCGCCGAAUUGCCAACGGUCUUUGCGUUGUACGCGCGCCGCGGUGUGCAGUACGUGACGCUUAUCAUGCUCUCGUUGGCGAGUAUUGUCUUGUUGUACACAAUGGUAUUGCGCGGCGCCAUGGAGGGCCGGAACCUCUUCAAGCUCAGCCGCGUCGGUGGCUUUGUCUGGGUCGGACGGCCCCUCAUUGGCCUGCGGAGCGUCACGGCCCUCUGCCUUCUCUCGCGCGGCACCGUCGCUUUGACCCGCGACGGGCAUUUCACAGCAUUUGCGCCAGUCCACGUUCCUUGGUAUGCGACGGUCCUUGCUGCGAACGAAGUCACGUGGCUGUUGAGCCUCGUCAACGAUCUCGAUCUGCUCUUCACCCGUGGCACCAGCGCCACGUACGCGACGAUCGAGAUGCUCGUGGUGUGGAGCUGCACCGCGUGCUUGACGGUCUAUGCCCCGAUCCGCCCGACGAUUGCCGUCCACCCGAUCUGUACGCCGGUCGAGCUCGACUUUCAAGUGAGCUGCGUCGCUGGCACCGUGCACGCGGGCUCGUGGACCCGUCUUCUAGUCUUGGUCGGCCUCGUCGUGGGGCUGCAUGGCGUUGGUGGUACGCUCUGGCGAAGACGGUGGCCACCACCAGUGCAAUAUCGCAGUCGGUCCCGCUUGCUCGCCGGCGGCGCGAAAUGGCUCUUUCACCACGGGCCGUGGCAGGUCGACCGCGUGUACUACUUGGACCGUGCGUCGGCGGCGCUCAAUGGGCUCCUUAGCGCUCGCGCCGGCAACGUCUUUUUUGUGCUGGACGUCAAAACGUGGCGACUCUUGCAGCUGGGUCCUUGUGCCCGCGAGGAUGAUGGCGGGUUCGCCAAGGCACUGCCGCUCGUCGACGACUGAGUUUGGGUCCUAAACACAGCGCAUAUGCACCAAAACGUCAAGCGACCACCAACGUUAACGAAGGAGAGACUAGUGUGCCACGUUCCAUACAUGGGUGUGCGUCAAGAAGGCUGCGAGGCUGCCACGUCAGGAACGAAUUUUAGCCAAUGAGAAGCAAGGAAGUUCAACGUGAGCGUUAAUUUCCAAUCAAAAUGCGACGAAUUCGACCACAUUGC
Messenger RNA from Saprolegnia diclina VS20, 5436 nucleotides. RefSeq lists its product as hypothetical. The record is from RefSeq and is a predicted model, not a curated record. The transcript has a single exon. Bases 17 to 5221 code for a protein of 1734 amino acids. Lineage: Eukaryota; Oomycota; Saprolegniomycetes; Saprolegniales; Saprolegniaceae.